UUUGGAAAUUUACUUUUCCUCUCUGUUUUUAGAGAAGAUAUGUAUGCUCAGGACUCUAUUGAACUGUUGACGACAUCUGGUAUCCAGUUUAAAAAGCAUGAAGAAGAGGGAAUUGAGACACAGUAUUUUGCAGAACUGCUCAUGACAUCAGGAGUUGUACUGUGUGAAGGAGUCAAGUGGCUUUCCUUUCAUAGCGGAUAUGACUUCGGCUAUCUAAUCAAAAUCCUGACAAACUCCAAUUUACCUGAGGAAGAGUUGGACUUCUUUGAGAUACUGCGGUUGUUUUUCCCUGUCAUCUAUGAUGUAAAAUAUCUCAUGAAGAGUUGCAAAAACCUGAAGGGUGGAUUACAAGAAGUGGCUGAGCAGUUAGAGCUGGAAAGGAUAGGACCACAGCAUCAGGCAGGAUCCGAUUCUUUACUCACAGGAAUGGCCUUUUUCAAAAUGAGAGAAAUGUUCUUUGAAGAUCACAUCGAUGAUGCCAAAUAUUGUGGCCACUUAUAUGGCCUUGGUUCGGGCUCAUCUUAUGUACAAAACGGCACAGGAAACGCUUAUGAAGAGGAAGCCAACAAGCAGUCAUGACAUGAAAUGAAAGGCCAUCUUUUUGACCUCCACAUGCUUGUAUAUAGGUUUUAUCUCUGGCUGAACCCCUUGGACAAUAAGGCUUUUUUCCCCCCUUUCUCAGUACACUUUCUUUUCUGCCUUUCUAUGUACUAAACUUGACUGUUCCUAUCACAGAUUUUGAUCUUGAUAUGUAAAAUUUUCUGGGUUACAUUUUGGCCUCUUAACUAGCCCAUUUGUAAAGAAGCAUGUAUAGGAUCAGUGUGGAAGAGAGAAGGGAAAAGUUGAAUCAUAAUGAACAGUCUGGUAAACUUACCUAUAUUGUUUUUCCAGUUUUUUGUCUCUUUCCCCUCCCUUCUUCAAUUAAUUGGCUCUGAUUGUAAUUAACUUCCCCCUUCUUGUCUGUUCCUUCCACUAUGCAGGCGUUUUAGCUAUUCAAGAUUGUGGACCAUCAAAUUUGCACUUUAGAGAGAGACUGACUCAGAUCCUCUGUUUUAUUUGAAGUUUGUUUUGGUUUUUUCUCUUGCCCUCAGCUAGAAAACAAUCAUCUGCCAAGUUCAGCAGCUUCAAGCUGUAUUUCCUUGGCAUCUCACCCCGUAAUCUCUGUUUGUUAAAGCAAAACAAACUACUGAAAUCAUAGUAACUGCUCUUAUUUUACUAUUGUUCGGUCAUCUUCAAACACAUCCUGCACAUGCCAACUGCUAUUUGGCCUUCUGCUUUAAAACCGCUCUGUGAUGGGGGAAAGAGCCUUGAAAAAACACCUUUACACCCUUCAGGAAAAGAACAGCUAUGACUUUAGCCUUUUUGCCAUUAAUCUGAGAGUUGAAGGAUAUUGGAAAAGUAGAAGUCUUGUAAUGGCACGCUUCCCUUGAUUAACCUCCUAGCUUUUAUUCUAGUAAUGUGCACCUCAGAUAUUUUUUAUGAAGUCAUAUUUAUUAUGUACUUGAUUUCAUGAUUUUUGUAAGUCAGUUUAGUUGAAGAUAAAACCCAAAGAUCUGAAAAAAUACUAUUUAAUUGAAAUAUUGAAUUAGAAGGACAAUUAAAUCAUGCUUUUUUGUAGUUGUUACAAAGACAGAUGUUACAGAUACUUGUUGUAAAACAACAAAAUAUGAAUAAUUUACAGCUAAUAAAGUUACCUGAGGAGUGUAAUGCUAGCUUAUUUUUGAGUAUAUUUUACAAUAUAUUUUAGAUAUAUUGUUUUAAAGGACCCUGGAGUAUGUUCUCAACUCUGCAUAGCAUUUAUACAGAGCAGUUGUGCAGGAAGGAGUUGUGGUAUUGAAUAGCUAAAUACUGGCCUGAAAUGAUGGAACGUGUGACAUUGUGUGUCUGCGUGUGCGCACGUGUGUGUGACACAGAAAUCAGUGGUAGAAAAAUCUCCAAAUGUUCACCAAAUAUUCUGUUUUAUCUUGUACUUAAAAGCAAAAGAUCAAACACCUUUCUCUCAUUGAAUUAUGAUGAUGUAACUGGGCAGUCCUUUUUAAACAAGUAAUUUGCAUAACAGAGGGUAUUUGUUUUUAAAGCUUUUGUAAAUAAAGGCCUAAGAAAUGUUUUCUUACAUAA
Molecule: messenger RNA, 2118 nt
Organism: Corapipo altera (White-ruffed manakin)
Lineage: Eukaryota; Metazoa; Chordata; Aves; Passeriformes; Pipridae
Gene: CNOT7
Product: CCR4-NOT transcription complex subunit 7
Exons: 4
Coding region: 40-579 (179 amino acids)
Cellular component (GO): CCR4-NOT core complex; CCR4-NOT complex; P-body
Molecular function (GO): poly(A)-specific ribonuclease activity; nucleic acid binding
Source: RefSeq, a predicted model, not a curated record